This is a messenger RNA of Rhea pennata, 3847 nucleotides long. RefSeq names its product estrogen receptor 2 (gene ESR2). Bases 13 to 1659 code for a protein of 548 amino acids. Gene Ontology annotation, cellular component: chromatin; nucleus. Gene Ontology annotation, biological process: estrogen receptor signaling pathway; cellular response to estradiol stimulus; cellular response to estrogen stimulus. NCBI's taxonomy places the organism in Eukaryota, Metazoa, Chordata, Aves, Rheiformes, Rheidae. The record is from RefSeq and is a predicted model, not a curated record. The transcript is spliced from 8 exons. Gene Ontology annotation, molecular function: nuclear estrogen receptor activity; estrogen response element binding; steroid binding.
UCUUGCUUAAAAAUGUCCCUGUGUGCAUCUUCACACAAGGACUUUUCUCAGCUGCUGCCACUUCAAGAUAUUGGAUGCAAUAAAACAGAAAUUAAAAACUCACCCGCUGGUAUUGGCACUCCAGUUCCCUACAGCUGUAAUCAGUCCGUGCUGACAGUAGAACACAGUCCAGUUUAUAUCCCUUCAUCUUACAUGGAGAACAGACAUGAAUAUUCUGCAAUGGCAUUCUGCAGUCCUGCUAUGAUGAAUUACAACAUUACCAGCAAUUUUGGUGAUUCAGAGAGUGCAUCUGUGAGGCAAGCAUCAAGCCCAAAUGUGUUGUGGUCUGCUCCUGGCCAUCUCUCCCCCCUGACACUGCACUGUCAGUCAUCGCUUCUGUAUGCAGAGCAACCAAAGAGCCCAUGGUGUGAAGCAAGACCAGUGGAGCCAGUGCUACCUGUGAAUAGAGACACAUUAAAAAGAAAAACUAAUGGCAAUGACUGUACAAGCCCGAUUGCAAACAAUCCUGGCUCAAAAAGGGAUGCUCACUUCUGUGCAGUCUGCAGUGACUAUGCUUCAGGAUAUCACUAUGGAGUCUGGUCAUGUGAAGGCUGCAAAGCAUUCUUUAAAAGAAGUAUUCAAGGACAUAAUGAUUACAUAUGCCCAGCUACAAAUCAAUGCACAAUAGAUAAAAACAGGCGCAAAAGCUGCCAGGCAUGUCGACUGCGGAAAUGCUAUGAAGUGGGAAUGAUGAAAUGCGGCUCAAGAAGAGAACGUUGUGGGUAUCGGAUCCUGCGCCGCCAUCGUAGUUCAGAAGAUCAAGUGCAUUGCAUUGGCAAAGCUAAGAAAUACAGCGAGACGGCAACCCGUGUAAAAGAGAUCCUCCUCAGCACAGUCAGUCCAGAGCAAUUUGUUUUAACUCUACUUGAAGCUGAGCCUCCCAAUGUGUUGGUGAGUCGUCCCAGCAAACCAUUCACAGAGGCCUCCAUGAUGAUGUCCCUGACAAAACUGGCAGACAAAGAGCUGGUUCAUAUGAUCGGUUGGGCCAAAAAAAUACCUGGCUUUGUCGAUCUCAGCCUCUAUGACCAAGUAAGGCUUUUAGAGAGCUGCUGGAUGGAAGUUUUAAUGGUUGGUCUGAUGUGGAGAUCAAUUGAUCACCCCGGAAAAUUAAUUUUUGCACCAGACCUUGUUCUAAACAGGGACGAGGGGAAAUGUGUAGAGGGAAUUUUGGAAAUCUUUGAUAUGCUCCUGGCCAUGACCUCGCGGUUCCGAGAGCUGAAAUUGCAGCACAAGGAGUAUCUGUGUGUCAAGGCAAUGAUCCUCCUCAAUUCCAGUAUGUUUCCACUGUCAACAGAAGAACCUGAAAGCAACAGGAAGCUGCAUCACCUGCUUAAUGUAGUAACGGAUGCUUUAGUGUGGGUAAUCGCAAAGAGUGGGAUCCCCUCACAGCAGCAGACAACUCGUCUGGCCAAUUUGUUAAUGCUACUCUCCCACGUCAGACACGCAAGUAACAAGGGAAUGGAGCAUCUCCUGAGCAUGAAGUGUAAAAACGUGGUCCCAGUCUAUGACUUGCUGCUGGAGAUGUUGAAUGCCCACACUCUCCGAGGGCAAAGGAAGUCCCCAGUCACAAAUCCUGAAUUUGGCCCAUUAGAACAAAUGGAGACUGGAGAUGGUCUGUGAAACGGGGCAGCCCACUAAAUCCAUCAAGACCUGGAGUUAAAAAUGUGAAGCUUAUUCAAAGUUAUGGGAGAAAACAAAGCUACCGUGGUGAGACUGUUGAAGAUUAGGUGACUGCAGUAUGAGUCCUCAUCUCUUUUAGAUUUGCACAUGGGUAUCUUGGGAAAGGCUUGUGAGACACACAACUUUGUCCACUUUUCUGACAUUAUUAUGGCUGCACUUUUAUAGUGCCUUUUCUGAGACUCUCAAAAAGCACCUUAUGAUACUAAGCCUCAGAACACUACUGUGACAGAGGGAAUUACUGCCUCUCCUUUUUAAAGGUAGGUGAACUGAAACGAAGAGAUAAAGUGACUGGUUUAAGAUGACAGAAGAAGCCUGUGUCGGGGUGAGGAGUCAGGUCCUAGGUCUCUUUCUCCCAGACCAAUGCUUUUAAGCACUCACUAGGCUCUCUCCUCUUUUAGUAUGAGGUUGUAUGAAAUGUACAGCUGCAUCAUUUGGGAGAGAUUUGCCUACCUGUGUGUGCUGGUCACUGAGAAAUAUCUGCUUUGCAGUUGAUCUAGAUAAAGUGCCGAGAUACAUAUACAGUGUAAAGGAGUUUCCUCUCUUCAUAAAUACACAAUGGCUGCAAAGGGGAUGCUUCAUUUGAAGGCCAUUCAGAAUAGCUUCUAGGACCGAUUGCGAGUCUCUUCGGAAGUGUUAAACCAAGCUUAAAUUAUGUUUUGUGAGCCUGUUCUUAACACUCGUGUUAUUAGCUGUGUAUAAUUCUCCAAUGCUUUAGGUGAUGACCACACCGCCUGGUUAUUUCAGUCAAUGCUGAAUGUUGAAAUGUGUUUGUCUGUGAGAUUGACAUGUUGUUUUAUAUAUUUAUUAAUGAUGUUAAAGCUAUUAUAAUGUUUAGGUACAAAAGGUUACUAUGUGAACGUUAACUGUUGGCAUUUGUGUGUGAUCUGCUAAUCAGGGCUUGUGAAAUGAGCUAGAAACAAACCAUCCUCGCUCCCCUUUGGGCUAGCGUGUGGAAUUAUGCAGUGCCCAUCUGAAAGCUCUCGCAGUCGUCUUGCACGGGCACAGGAACGGAUGGGGAGCUAAGCUAUGACAUGCCUUACCUGCUUCUGACAAGUUUACCACUUGCUUGUUUUCAAAGUGCAUCACACCCUUUGCUGUGCUUUUCGUAUCUUGGAUAAGAUCCCCCAGAGACGUGAGGGGGAUGACUGUUCUGGGACUUCUGCUUCUUGAGUAUAAUGACUUGUUUGAAUUUCAGUUACGAUGUAGGUCUAAACCUCCUGCUGAGCUGAUUUCUGUGUAAGAUGCACUGAGCCAAAAAAGGAGAAGUAGCCUGGCCUAUAUCCUCAGUGAAAAGCAUGAUGGCAUCUUUUGUUCUGACAACAGCCAAUAUUGCAUUUUGCUGUGAGCAAGAAUUGCAAUCACUGUAAAUGGAGAUGUCUAAAUAUUAUCAUCGAUGCAUAUUCUGAGCUUUCAGAUAUGUUAAAUUGGGUUCACACCUAAAGUCUAUUUUGAGCCAAAUAAGUCUUAUAGAUUAGGGACUUUGAGUAUGCUAUUUGCAUACUUUGAGUAUUAUUCAAGCUUUUGGGGUUGGUGAUUUUGAAGCCAAGGACAAUGCUUUUUUAUAAGAGGGACAUAAAGAGUUUUCAGUGAGUUACACAAAUCUAUAGUCUUGUUUUGAUCUUGUACUGUACCAGAUGCUGAUGAUGGUCUAAAUUUUUACUAGCUACCUUUUUAUUAUUUUUAAUAAAAUGUAAUAUAGCAGUGUCCUUCUAAAUGAAUGUAAUAUUUACUACUACAAAUGGAAGAAGAAAAAAAGUGUAAGUACAGUCUUGAAUUCAUUGGUACUUGCUCAUUUUGAGUGAAGCAGAUGCAUUUCAGUGUUUCUUGGGCUUGAUCACCUUUUGGCCUAAAUGCCUGAUGUAUUAUUCGUUCUUUGAUUUUUCUUAUCUUGUAUAAUCUUUUUUUUUAAUACAACUUUUCAAAGAAAUGUGCAAGUGAUUUCUUUUUUUUUUUUGCUUUAAAAGUGCUGAAUUUGUGAGCAAUCUUGAAAUAAACCUCUUCAAAAGAAAUUGGGAAAGAGUGGAUAUAAAUCUUAGUCUUAACUUUUUAAGAGAACUUUACUUUGCUCUGGACCAACUUUGUAUAAGGGCAGUGGUGCAGAUUCAUGCCACACACGAUAAUUCGUACA